CCAAGAACGGAUAUUAAUUGAUAUUACAAAUCAAGAAAAUAAUCGUAUUGUUCCAACUCAUAUUCAAAAAUUUAAUCAGGAGCUAUCUAAAUUAGAUAAUUAUACAAAAGAUAAAGAUGUUAAUAGUUUAUACGUAAAAGUUCUCACUUUUUUCGAAGAAAUUGGGCGAAGGUACAACCUGGAAAGUGUUGCAGAUGACUUUUCGUGCCUGUCCUUCGUUAUCGACUUUCAUGACCCAUAUGGAAAACUAGACAGUCUUUAUCGAAAAUACUUUGGAAUCAAUUAUAAGGACAUAGAAAUAUAUCAAUCAUGUGACAUUUUUCAUGUAAAUAAACAUUUAGAUAAGUACAUUAAAGAAUCAAUCGAAAAAGACCUAUUGGCUAUUCCUGAUGAUUAUGGGGGUUUGGAUGAAAUUUACUUUGAGUUGGCUGGUAAAAUAAUCGAAAAUUUGGGUGAAAGUAUUAACAAAACUACAAAAGGUGCAGAUUUAACACUAGAUUAUGAUACAAUAAAAAUCAAUACUAAAAGCACCAAAAAUCAACAAGGAAAAAAACCAGAAAUCACUGUGUAUUGGAGAGACGAACAUUUUGAAACAACAGUAUGCUUAGUAGAGGCGAGUUUUGGUCCUUUUGCAGAACCUGACAUGAUAAAACAAGAAGGAGAUAGACGUAAACUAAUUAAUUGCAUUAGAAGAUCUUCAGAAACAAUGUGGAAUUAUUUUGUGGAAAAGUGUAAUAAAUAUGUCAAUAAAGAGCAAAUAGAUCAAAUAAAGAACAUACAAAGGCCUUUGAUUCAUUUAUAUGAUACAAGCAUUUGUGUACUAUAUUAUGACGAAUCAUACUUUCCAAUAGGAAGGAUUAGACUACAUCGAGAAAUAAAAAUUCCAUAUAAUACAUUGGAAGUUAAUGUUGUCAAGGAAUUCAUUUGUUUAAUACUUUUAAUUUUUAAAAAUAUUCAAGAUUCUAAUAAGUUAUUUAAGUCAGUGAUGGAAAACAUUGGUAAAAAUCAGAUGCAUGGGAAGAGAACAGAUCCAAUUUCUUCUUUAACUUCUCAUUAUCCUUCAAAGGGAUCAUCUCCUAGGCAAUCUAAAAAACAAAGGACAACAAAAUGA
Entrophospora candida is the source of this 1111-nucleotide messenger RNA. The record is from the annotation of a GenBank genome assembly. NCBI's taxonomy places the organism in Eukaryota, Fungi, Glomeromycota, Glomeromycetes, Entrophosporales, Entrophosporaceae.